AUGAGUCACCACAUCCUGCACGCCGUGUCCUCGGGCGCCCAGACGUCGCGCGUCCCCAUCAAGCGCGCGCUGCUGUCCGUCUCGGACAAAAGCGGCCUCGUCGAGCUCGCCACGUACCUCUCGCAACACGGCGUCGAGCUGCUCUCGACCGGCGGGACGGCCAAAGCGCUGCGGGACGCGCAGCUGCCGGUGGUCGACGUCGCCGCCUACACGCAGUCGCCCGAGAUCCUCGACGGCCGUGUCAAGACGCUCCACCCCAAGAUCCACGGAGGGCUACUGGCGGUGCGCGGCAACGCGCAGCACGAGGCCGAGAUGGCGGCCAAUGGCAUUGCGCCCAUUGACCUCGUCGUCCUCAACCUCUACGCGUUCGAAGCCGCUGUCGCCACUGGCUGCGCGUUCGACGUGUGCAUUGAGAACAUUGACAUUGGCGGCCCGUCGAUGCUGCGGUCGUCGGCCAAGAACCACAAGGCGGUCGUCGUUUGCUCGAGUCCCGCGCAGUACCCCGCGCUGAUUCAGGAGCUCGAGCGCCACACCGACCAGCACGCGAUGAGCACGUCGCUCGAGUUCCGUCGACGCUGUGCGGCCGCCGCGUUCUCCUUGGCUGCGUCCUACGACUCGUCGAUCUCGUCGUGGCUCAAUGGCGAGCUCGGGAGUGCAGCCCCCAGCGUCACGCGCGUGUACACGCACGAGCUCGCGCUCAAGUACGGCUGCAAUCCGCACCAGCAGCCAGCAGCGAUCCUCAGUCGAGUCGGCAGCACACUGCCGUUCACCGUGCGCAACGGCGCGCCCGGCUACAUCAACCUCCUCGACGCUGCCAACGCGUACCAGCUGGUGCGGGAGCUGCGGCUGUCGCUGGAUUUGCCGGCGGCUGCUUCGUUCAAGCACGUGAGUCCUGCUGGCGCAGCGGUAGCAGUGGAUCUGGACGAAACGCUGCACGCUGCCUACGAGGUGGGCAAUGUGACGCUCACGCCGCUGUCGCUCGCCUACUUGCGUGCUCGCAACGCAGACCCACUGUCGUCGUUUGGUGACUUUGUUGCUGUGAGUGACGUGGUCGACGAAGCCACUGCAAAGAUCCUCAAGCGGGAGGUGAGCGACGGCAUCAUUGCCCCUGGCUACGAGCCAGCAGCGUUUGAGAUCCUCAAGGCCAAGAAAGGUGGCAAGUUUAUCAUCUUGGAGGCCGACGCUACGUUUGCUCUACCAGAGGUGGAGUACCGGGAAGUCGCUGGCAUUACGUUUGCCCAGAAACGCAACGACGUGCUCUUCUCGGCUGACAAACACCUCGUGGACGUGCAGACAUUGGGCGCAGGUCCAUUGACUGACGCCAAGAAGCGCGACUUGGUGCUUGCAGCCAUUACACUCAAGUAUACGCAGUCCAACUCGGUUGGCUACGCCAAAGAUGGGCAGAUGAUUGGAGUCGGUGCUGGUCAGCAGUCGCGCGUUGACUGCGUGAAGCUUGCAGGCCGCAAGGUUGCGAUCUGGCACCUUCGUCAGCACCCGAAGGUGCAAAGUCUGUCUUUCAAGAGCAGCGUCAAGCGUCAAGAGCGUGUGAAUGCGCGAGUGCGCUACAUUGAAGGGGACAUGGCGCCUGCGGAGCUCGAGACGUUCAAUGCUCUUUUCGAGCGUGUUCCCGAGCCACUCACGGCUGGUGAAAAGCAGGAGUUCCUCGAGCACCUGACGGAUGUGAGUCUAGCGUCGGACGCUUUCUUCCCGUUCCGUGACUCGAUUGACCAUGCGACGAAGCUCGGCGUCAAGUACAUCACUCAACCGGGUGGGAGUACCCGUGACGGGGAUGUCAAGGCCGCCUGCGAGGAGUUUGGGAUUACUAUGGCGUUUUCAAACCUUCGGCUGUUCCACCAUUAG
Molecule: messenger RNA, 1860 nt
Organism: Hyaloperonospora brassicae
Lineage: Eukaryota; Oomycota; Peronosporomycetes; Peronosporales; Peronosporaceae
Source: the annotation of a GenBank genome assembly